UCUCUCGUUGAAAAGAAGGGAUGAAUACUGAGUGAGAGUGUCACUCAGAUCGAAUAGAUAUCGAGAAUAAAAUCUAGAUAAAAAAGUAUAAACUAUAUUCUAAUAAUUCUAAAUCUAUUCUAGAUCUAAAUAAAAUUAUCCGAUUAGCAAAAUGAUUACAUCAAGCAGAAUUUUAAGAGGGGUCUUCAAGUUGAAUGCAAGAUGCUUUUCCUCUCUUGAUGUCAACACUGUUGACCUUCGAAGUGACACUGUAACAAGGCCAACAGCAAAGAUGCGAGUGGCCAUGAAAAACGCCUUAGUUGGAGAUGAUGUUUAUGAAGAAGAUCCUACAGUUAACAAACUUCAAGAAACAUGUGCCAAUCUUUUGGGGAAAGAGGCUGCACUUCUUGUUCCAACCAACACAAUGGCAAACAUAGCUUCAGUGCUUGUUCAUUGCAAUGGGAGAUUUAAUGAAGUAAUACUAGGAGAAGAUUCUCACAUGUUGAUGUAUGAGGUGUCUGGGCUUGCACAGCUAGGAGGUAUUCAAGGCAGAAGUGUAGCUAAUCUCCCAGAUGGCACACUGGACCUAAAAGCAAUCAAGUCUAAGAUUCGUCCCAUGACUGAUGUACACCAGCCCUGGACUAGAGCUAUAUGUCUUGAGAAUACACAAAACAGAUGUGGAGGCAAAGUUUUAACUGUAGAUUAUGUUCAACAGGUACAGAAGCUUGCCAAAGAUCAUGAUUUAUCUGUACAUUUAGAUGGUGCACGAUUAUUCAAUGCUGCAGCUGCUCUGAAAGUAGAAGCCAAAGAUUUUGCCCAGCAUGUUGACUCUGUUGCUAUUGCAUUUAGUAAAGGUUUAUGUUGCCCUAUUGGAGCAGUCAUGGCUGGGACUAAAGAUUUUAUUGCACAGGCUAGAAGGACCAGGAAAGCACUAGGUGGGGGGAUGAGACAGGCUGGUGUUAUAGCUGCACCUAUGUUGGUGGCACUAGAAGAAACAUUGCCUAAACUUAGGGAAGACCAUGAGAAAGCCUAUAGGAUAGCUGAAGCCAUUACAGCCAUGAAAGGUAACUCCAUCUGUAGUGUAGAUAUCAAGGGUGUCCAAUCCAAUAUUGUAAUGAUUGAUAUUCUUGAGAGAGUUUGUCCACUAAAGUUCAUUGACAGAAUGAAACAGGUAACUGACAAGGAAAAGAAAUCCCUCGGCCAAUCUAUUUCUGUAUUGAUGACAUUAUUUUAUGAAAGAAAAGUUCGCUACGUAACACAUCAAGAUGUUAGCCAUGAAGAUGUGGACAAAGUUAUAACCAAGUUACAGUAUGUUAUAGAAGAAUUAGCAUCAUAGCACUCAUUUUUACCUUUUUUUGUGACUGCUGGUGUAGCAUAAUGGUUCAAGGUUGUGGGUGGUAUUGAGGUUGUUAGUCAGAUUGACAUACACUAUAUUCAUAUAAUCAGAAUAUUGAUUAAAAGGUAAUGAUUAUUAAUGGAUAAGUAUUCUUAAAAAUUGAUGAUUUGGCCUAAUGUUUAAAUUAAUAAUUAUUUUUGAUAAUUUUUUAAAAUCAGAAAUUUAAUGCUGAAUUUUUUUUUUAAUAAUAUCUAUAUACUUCCUAUGUUAGGAAAGAUGAUAUAAUAUUUACACAAAUACAGAACCAGAAAAAGAAGAAGGAUUUUAAAAAUUGUCAGAAAAUAAAAAUAAUUACAUGAUGAAAGUAUGAAGAAAACAUUCUUUAAGAGUAGCAUGGUAUAAUAACCAGAUGAUUGUAAUUAUCAGUAUUAUCACUAAAAAUAGGUUAAUUUUGAAAUGCAUUUAUUUCUUUUUAUAUGAAAAACAGAUAUAUUAUUCAAUAAUUUGUUCUCAUCUUAGAAAUCAUCGCUGGUUGAGCUCAGAUUUUAGAAAAUAACAAAUAUGUCCACACCUACAUGCAACAGUGUAUUUUUCCAUCUUGACAAUUCUUAAUCCUGGUAUUUGGUAAUUCUUUGUUGUCUUAGUAUUUCCCCUUUAUCAAGAGAGUGGUGUUCUUGAAGAAACUUAUUUCUUCUUUUAUUCCUUUUGCUUUGGAUUUGUUGGUUUACUUCAACAUUAUGUUUGUCUUUCAUUACCACCAAGAAUGUCCUUUUCCAAUUGUUGUUUUAUGCUGUCUGCAAUCUUUGUUGCUUAAGAAAGUUUAAAACUUGUCUUCUAGAUCAACAUUGUGUGUAAUGUUUGGAAUGCACUGUAAAUGUUCUCUUUCUUCCCAGCUUUUCCACCAGACUUUUGUUGUCAGCCCAACAUUCUUUCCAGUAUUUCCAACACUUUUACUUACAGAGUUGUCUACCAGACAAGUCUCAGCUACUUCAUUUCCUGUACAUUUAUAUGUACAUUGUUGUCUACUGGUUCUGUAUUCUAACUUAACUUGGUUUUGUGAAACAGACAGAUUGCUGAGUGUUCCGAAGAUCUAAUUAAAGAAAACAUAAUUAGUUCCUUUACAUUCUUUCAUCUCUACAUCAUGACCUCCUGAGCUUUCUGGAAAUUGUUCACUUCACAUGCGGGUCAGUUUUGGUUGCCAUGGUACCAAAUAACUUUCUUUGUUAACAUUUAUGAAUAAAACACACAUGAAUAUGUCACACUGCCAGGUCACCAGUAGAGUUCAUGUCAUCCAAGCCGUCUAUUUCAAUACCCUGUAAUUUUACUUCAAGGGUUUCAUCUUUUUAAAUUAGCAUCUUUUUCAUUCUAAUAAAUUGGAAGGAAAUUUGUUUUUAAAUUGUCAAAACAUUUAUCCAUGUCUACUAAACAUUUGAUUAAGACACAACUCUAAAUACCUCUUCUUUAGAAUUUUUUUUUCCUUUUUUUUUUUUUGGUUUCAGUAGUUUCCUUAGAUUAAACAAUGUUGAUACACCCUUUACUUAGUCACGGAUACUUCAUGUUGAUACACCCUUGACUUAGUCACGGAUACUUAAUCUUGAUUUACUGAAUUCUUUGAUCUAGAUACAGUUAAGUAAAUGAGAGUAGCUAUGUGAAGAUUUUUCCAGACAAAAUGUUUUUAUAUUCAGUUCACUUGCAUAUGUCAGUACAUAUUUCUGUGCAGUGGGUUUUAUUAACAAUAGCCAUAUGGUAACCUGCAUAAGAGUAGUUUUAUUCAAUAUUCUGUUGUAUGUAAAAAAUAUAUAUAUAUAGCUCCUCCUUCGUGGUCGUAGAUGAGCACAUUUCACAUUUCCUAUAGACUCUAAGGUGGCUGUAAAGUCCAAUCUUCGCUUUAAAAAGCCGGCAUAACUACUGUUUGACAUAGGCCUACUGGUCUGUAAGAACUACAGUAGGAAAAUAGGGGACACAUUACAUGUCUAUAACAAUAAAAGUCUGGAAGGAAACAAUCUCUUCCAGUUUAAGCCUUACUGGCUUCUAUGUAAAAUUGCUAGGUUAGUCUUGACAGUGUGUCUGCUAGAAAAUUGUUGCGGCCUUCAAUGUGUACAAUGUCGAAGUGGAAGUUUUGAAGCAUAAGUAGUGACCAGCGGCAGGUUCGAUUGUUUUGAAAUUUACAAGACUUCAAAUAAGACAAUGGUCUGUGGUCGCACUGGAUUGUGAAUUUAGUUCCACUGAGAUACUUGUCUAGACGUUGGACACUCCAGACGAUUGACAAACAUUCCCGCUCAAUGCUGGCAUAAUGCCGCUAUCUAGGCAAAAGCUUUCUGCUGAGGUACUUUACCGGUUGAAGGAUGCCAUCCACCUGCUGUAACAAGCAACAAGCUAUUCCCUUGUCGGAUGCAUCUGUUUGGACAAUAAAAGGACUGUUAGGGUUUGAUAAAAUUAAAAUAGGAGAAGAGGACAGGCAAGACUGAAUCUUCUUCAAUGCCAAGUCGCACUCAGGACUCCAGGUGACCCUCGUGGGCCUUCCCUUUCUCAUCAAUUGGGUGAGGGGAAAUACAUUGUCAGCGAAUGAUGGAAUAAAUUAGCUGUAAUAAUUGGCUAGACCUAAAAGAGAUCUAACUUCUUUCUUAUUUGAGGGGAACCUAAGGUCCAUAAUCUUUUCGAGAUUUUUGAGGUCUGGUUCCAUUUUAUCCCCGCCAGCAGCAUGACCCAAGAAGGUGAUUUUGAAGAAUCCCAGGUCCAAUUUCUCUGGUUUAACCGUAAGAAGUCUAGUCAUUACUUGCGCUAUAGACAUUAAAUGGCUUUCCCAGUCAUCAUUAUAAACUAGCAUGUCAUCAAAAUAGAAAAUAACAUUUGGUAAUCCUUGUAAGACAUUACGAAUUGUUCUAUUAAAAAAACGUGGACUGUUAGCAAGACCGAAGGGGACGUAUUUAAACUGAAAGUGUCCAUUUGGGACCUUAAAAGCAGUAUAUUUGGGGCUACUUUCCUCUAUGAGCAACUGCCAAAAUCCUUUUGUUAGAUCGACUUUUGUGAAGUAUUUGGCCAAAUUUGAACAAAUACAUCUUCUGGGUCUGGAAUUACUUCAACAUCGAACUUAGUGAUUGAGUUUAAUUGCCUAUAGUCUACGCAUAAUCUUAGCGACGAAUCUUUGUUCUUAAUUAUCACGACGCAUAUGGUGACUCUGAUUCUUCUAUUAUAUCAAAUUUUAACAUAUUUUUUUAUUUCUUUAUCUAAAUUUUCCCUCAUAUGGAUAGGGACAGUAUAUGGUCUUAGGUUAAUAGGCUUGUUUGACGUGACCUCUAUUCUAAAUUCUUUAACAUUUGCCUUUCCGGGGAUAUCUGUUAUUAGUUCUUGACAGUGUUUAAGAACACGAACAAUGUUGUUAUGUUGCAAAUCAUGAAGUUCCUUGUUUAUUUGAACAUGUUGCAGACCACUAUUUCCGGUGACUUCAAAAGUAAGUCAAUCUGCUAAACCGCAGUCCUUCCUGGUCCUCUUCUACAUCACUGAUGACAGCUGUGACGCAGUCUGUUAAUAAUUGGUCCUGUUUGUUUUCACUUACUUUGUCUGACCUAGCAUGGUUUUUUACAAGUCUAUUUAUGUGGUACACUUUUAGUUUGUUUCCUUUCCUAAUGGUGUAGUUCAGGUUAGAAUUUUUCCUCUCUUCUUUAGAUAUUUAUAACAUAACUUCGAUAGUGUCUAGUAUUUGUCACUCCACUGACAUUAAAGCCAUGCUAAGCCCUUCUGGCGUCAUUGUGCUCCUGAGAUAGUUUUUGAUUAACUUAGCUUUGAGAAUGAUCUUUCUUAUGACGCAAUGGAAGUGGCCUGAGUUAGCAGUAUUCGGAUGGAGGUUGCAAGGUUUGAGCACAAGUUAUUACCAUAUGAAGCCUGCUUUUCAAUAUGUCAAUUUGUGAUUGUGGUUUGUUGAUGAAAAGUGCUUGUGCAUCAAUGACAUCAUUGAACUAGCGAUUUGCUUGUAUUUCAUCAUGCAAACAGGAAAAAGUCACACAGUUUUUCAUUAGCGUGUCAUCAUCUAUAGACUCGAAGAGGUGUCUUGGUUCAAGAAGAAACCCAAAGGUGUCCACAUAGUUUUCCAGCCUUUGGAAUCUGUCCUUCAUCUCCAUAUGAAGUCUGUGUAGCACUUCUGUCGCAACUCGUUUGAACUGCAGUUCUAUUGACAGUCAGAACUCAACUCCCCAUCAAGUCUUUUCUUUCUUCUGGUUAUUUUGAUUACAGGAAUUCAAUAGCAUUCACUACCUUCUUUUGAUUUUUCGAUGGAUUGGGUGAUCAGUUUCGUCAGUUUCUCAUCAUUUUGCAGAAAUCAUGAAAGGGUUUUAAUUUCUUCAGCAGCUUCCCUUAUGUCCAGUCCAGACCAUUGUAGUUUCUUCUUUCAGUUGUUGAUUCAAAAAGUUUCUCCAACUGUUUGAUGAUUUUAUCGAGAUGCAAGGAAACUGCAGAUGUAGCUUCUUCUCUUGCCGACCACCUUGUAUUACUCUCCAAGCUCCAAUUUUGCUCAUCUCUGAGGGAAAUAGGAAAAAGAAGUUGAACAAUUCAUGUAAAGUUUCAAAAAAAAAGGUGACAAUUGGUGGAUUUAUCUCAGCAGAAUGCAGAGAGUGAUCAUCACAGUUGAGAAAUGUUGUCUUUCAUUUAUGUCUAAGAGAUUAUCAUAGGUUUGACCUCUGCACAGAUCGACGUCCUAUCCAAUGUCUUUAACUUAAGAGUUUUCAGAAUAAGUUUUUCAUAAUGUUGUCCAUCGGGGUUCACAAUUUCAAAGUAACCAAUGUAGGACUUCUUUAUUUCAAAAUUAUCUACAUCCAAGUAACGAACUAUUAGAGAUACCUGUUCUUGAUGAGAAACAUCUGGGGUGAAUCAAGCAUAAGAGAAAAGUAACAAACUUGCUUGACUUUCCUUAGAAUAGAUUCCCUAACUUUAUUGCCCAUCAAGUUUAUGAACUCAUUUUGAAUUUCUGGUGACAAAUAAUGUGUCUACCCAUAUUCGAUUCUAUGUAACUGGUGCAUCGUAACUUCAUCACAUUCUGCAAGAAAUUUCAAAGAUGCUAGGAUCGGGCUAAUUCAGUUAUUCGUUGUGACCACGUAAGCUUGAGUUUGUUUUUGCUAAGUGCUUUAUAGCUGCUGCUACACGCUUCAGAAUUUUUACCUUUACCUAUCCCUUAGUCUGUUGGACCGUUGGGGCACCAGGCAAGACUUUUCGACCGUCUUUCUCCAUUCCUCUCUUUUUUUGCUUUGUUUAGAACCUCUCUCAAUGGCAGGCCCGUCCAUUCUUUAAUGUUGUCCUCCCAUCGCUUUUUCUGUCUGCCUCUUCAUCUUUUGCCUGGCACUGUUCCCUGAAGGAAGGUCUUUGUGAGCCCCGUAGAUCUUGUAAUGUGGCCGUAGGUUUUAAGCUUUCGUCUUUUUACAAUAGUUAGCGGGUCAUCAUGGGCUCCGAUCGCUUCAGAAUAUCUUUCUAAUAUUGCUGAUUUUUCAAAAUUUGCGCAUGAAACAUAUGUGACAGUUCAUCUGGUUCUGCCUUAAGUUUUUCUUCUUCUAACUUCCUCUUCAAAACAGCUUGCCCUUCUUCAUGUUCUUUGAGGUUUCUUCCAUUUGGUGAAACCAACUCCAGGUUUGAUCAAUGUGCUAGAUGUCUUUUCAGAGGCCUCAGAAAACAGUACACAUGUAAAACAAAAUUAGAGAGAGAAGAGGAGCCAAGAUCGGUUGCAAAUUUCUUCUGUUGGAAGCUUUCUAGUGAACCAUGAUGUCAAACUUUGUGAUUUAUUUUGGGUAAACUCUACUGGAAACAAAUAUCGUGCAUCUUUGUUUUGAAAAAAAUAAGCUCCCCUUAAACAGAAUGUUCGCUCGCAGAUAAAAUCUAUCCGAACGUGUACUUAACUUCUUCCACUUCUGGAGAAAGUGAACUUGGAAGACCAUCACUUGGCUCAUCAUCUGUAUCAUUUACUUCAGAGGUUUUCUCUGACUCUGGUAAAAGGUAUUGCCCUGGAGUCUCUUCAGCACUUCUCUCAUCAAGAGACAUUUUCACUUCUUCGACUACUGUAUGAAUCAUCAUCUAAGUGAUACUUUUCUUCGUAGCAUUCAUGGUCUCCUUUUGUUUUCAGUGCUCUGAUCAGGUUUCUUCUUCAAUGAUAAGAGUUCAAACACGGCACUAUCGUGAUGAAUCUAAUAGAACGAGCCGGCCCGCGGCUGGAUGGUGAAAUAAACUUACCCUAUAUACUAAGUUACUUCCUGAGAGUAACACAGCACUAGUCAGCGUCAUGGAAGAUACUCCUUGAAAUUGUGAGUAAUCCCGCACGGAAAGCGUUAAUACUCUGUGUGGAAUACAUACAACAGUGUCACUAACUUAUAUAACAACGUGAAAAGCAAGAUUACAUGACAGUGGCGUAAUAUUCAAUUUAUUUAAAAACAAAUUUCGGACACACAAGUGGAGGCCCGGGGGGGGGGGAUUUUUAAAUUCUCCCCCCUCCCCCCCCCCCCCCACCUUAGCUACGCCACUGCUUGUCAUAAUAUUUUUUUUACUCGUUCUUAUGUUUGGUGUCAUUGGAGAGAGAGCGACUCUUAACGUGGUGCAAAGGCGACUGUUCAGUUCAAGGAGAUAUCCAUAUACGUUUCUCGUUUCCUGUUCUAUAAAUUCAUUUGUGAAACACAUUUUUACUCAUAGACAUAGGUGCCCUUACUUUUCUACCGUAAACCAUUUCCUAAGGAGAAACACCUGUGGUAGCUGUCACAGGUGUUUUGUCUAGAAUAUAGCACAGGUGUAUUUGCUUUGAAUACGUCGCGAGAUCUCGUCUUGUUGAUAUAGGUGCUGAAGAAGUGCUAAUUCGUUGAUGGUGCUGAGAGGUGCUAAAAUAGUAGACCUUACUUGAAGAUGUCAGCUGAUAAGAUGAAUUACUGUGACGUGCCGGGGAUUCUAUAUCUUGUACAUCUCUAGAUCUGAUUAUUAUCUAGUAGACUGAAUAAGUGAAGAUCCUUUUAAAUUCAAUUACAGAAACUUUAAUUCAUAACUUGAAAUCACGUAACGUAUAAUACAGUAUUUACAAUGGUAAACUGUAUCAAAUAUAAAACAUUCCAAUUAACUACUAGAUUUAGUAUAAGUACAAAACUGAUCUCUAUUAGUUCUAACUCAAGAGUAAUCUACGUCCUAGUUCUAUCAAACUCACAUGUCGACUGAAGAUUCCAGAUUCUAUAUUCCGAGUCUUUGUUCUCCCCUCGUGUCUGUUUUCUUCGAGUGGAGUAAACAAUCAAAUUAUAGUUUCCUGUCACGUGAUAAGUGCGUUACUAGCUUGAUUGGCAGAUGUCACUGACGUCAUAGGAAAAAAAAACAAUUUGACCUUCAACCUCGACUUGCAUUUAUUCUAAAUUAUUAAAUAUGUUUUUUUUUAAUUAACAAAAUAUUGACAUUGGUACGUGACAUAAUACCCCCCCCCCCCGGCUCUCUUUAGCAUUUUGUGUAGAAUAAAAAAAAUGCGUAUGUUAAUCCACAUGCAAAAGUUAUGCCACAUUAGAAAUAUAAUAUAUGCCACAUAUGUUCUUGAAGUCUGCCAAAAGCAGCACUGGCACGAGCAACACGGAAGUCAAUCUUAUGAGAAAUGGAACAAAAUUGCAAAGCAUAUCGAACGAAAUCAAAAUGACAUUGUCAUGUAAAGAUAAAAUUACUUAAGUACAUCUUGAUAAUCUAUCAGCGAAGACAUUCAUGUGUCCUGGCAUUUUCUUGACUUCGAACUGGUUAUCCAUGAGCUGUAAACUCCAACGAGUCAAUCGUUCGUUCGCCAUCUUUUUCGAGUUCAGGAAAGCUAGCGGUGCAUGGUCAGUAAGUAACACCAUCACGUGUAGACUGCUCACAUUCAUGCCUGGGAACAAUAAACAAAGGGAUAUAACUCUUCCAUACUAAAAUAGUAACAAAGAAAUAACACAUUCACUCUCACAAUACUCCUUAGACAGCGUAGGUGGAAGGAGUUUAGUCUUUUUGGUGUGACUGGAAUAUAGGGUCCAGGACUCAGAUGUAUAUAGGAGUGACGGGAGGACUACAGCACUGUAGAAUUUCACUUUUGUGGCUAUGCUGAGUCCUCUCUGUUGCCACACUUGUUCUUGAAGUCUGCCAAAAGCAGCACUGGCACGAGCAACACGGAAGUCAACCUCAUCAUCUAGGUUGGCGUUUGCUGAUAUGGUGCUUCCCAGAUAGACAAACGUUUUGACGUUUGCUAAUUUCUGGCCAUCUAUGAGAAUGUCUGGUUUUGUGAUUAUUUAUUUGGAGAAGGUUGAUGCAGCACUUCUGUCUUUUUAACAUUUAUGGUGAGGCCAAAAUUUAUGCAGGCGUUAGCGAAGAGGGACAGGCUCUUUUGAAAGUCUUCUUUGUUUGCGGCAUUUAGGGCACAGCUAUCUGCGAAUAGCAGGUCUCUGAUGCAGUCGUAGUUUACCUUGGUCCUUGCCUUGAGUCUCUGAGCAUUGAAAA
Messenger RNA from Biomphalaria glabrata, 9769 nucleotides. RefSeq lists its product as uncharacterized. Gene Ontology annotation, biological process: L-threonine catabolic process; glycine biosynthetic process. Gene Ontology annotation, molecular function: L-allo-threonine aldolase activity. The transcript is spliced from 10 exons. Gene Ontology annotation, cellular component: cytosol. Lineage: Eukaryota; Metazoa; Mollusca; Gastropoda; Planorbidae. Bases 152 to 1315 code for a protein of 387 amino acids. The record is from RefSeq and is a predicted model, not a curated record.